AGUCAAGGACGUUUGGGUCCAUGUUCAACUUAUGCUGUCCGGCCAGCUUCGUAGGAAAAAGCUCUUGAGAAGCUGAAGAGGAGAUGGAUUCUGCGAAUACAUUGUGUCUAGGCGGAGAGUGCAAAGGAGGUGUUUUAGCUCACCUGGAAAGACUAGAGGCUCAGAUGAACAGAUCGAGUAGAAGGUCUGAGGAGCUGACAGUUCACACAAAAGAAAGUUCUCUGAGAACCAAGAUUCAUGAACUGCGGAGACAGCGAGAUAAGCUGAGGGCUGAAGUGAAGCAACGUCGAGCCACAAUUAAAGUAUCUUCGGCCAAUGAAGAUCCAAACAGAACAGUGGAGCUCAGUGAGCCGGAGGAUCUGGCAAGGCAAUGGGGAAAUGUGAAAAGCAUUCUACGGGCUUAUCGUUUUACAGGGCUCAGCGGGAAGUUGACCAGCCAUGGAGUCUGUGUGUGCAUCAGCACUGCCUUUGAGGGGAACCUACUGGAUUCCUACUUUGUAGACUUUGUCAUAGAGAAACCACUCCGGAUUCAUCACCAUUCCAUCCCAGUCUUCAUCCCUCUGGAAAAGAUAGCCACAGCAUACUUACAGACUGAUAUCCAGCGCUUCCUCUUUAGUCUCUGGGAGUACCUAAACGCCUACUCAGGAAGGAAGUACCAGAUGGACCUACUUGAGACUGACUUCAGCGCCUUCCUCACUGGACCUUUACAGAGAAAUGCCCUGUGCAACUUGCUGUCGUUUACCUAUGAAGUGGAUCAGGGACGCCAGACCUUUUCCUUUAGUGCCACAUUGCAGUAUGAGAACCUCACAGCAGCUCUUCCCACAGAUGUCACUGUGACGUGUCCAGGGGCAGAAGCAUCAACCACUUGUUGGGAAGAACACAAAGCAGCUCAUGAAAUACUCUUCCAAACCAAGCCAUUGCACCAGGUGUUUGCUUCCUUUUCCAAACAAGUAGAAAUGCUGGAUUUGAGCCUGGUCUCCUGAAACACUUUCUAUGUGGACACAUCUGAAGCGAAUAUGUUCAUGCUGCCUGCAGUUCAGGACCUGUCAGCAAAAGCUGUGGAGGGAGAAUGCUUGCCUGGAUACCAGCUUGCCAUGAGAUUAGAUACCCACUUCAUGGGAAGGACAAAGAGCAUGUUGAGUAGACACUGUGUGACUGGACAGAUCUCCUUGUCUUUAUAAGUACCAGUUGAUUUGAUCAUAUGUAUAUAUUCAUGCUGAAAAUCAGCUACAUUGGGAGUAACUGAAGACAUUUUGUGAGCAUCUGUAGCUUUUGUGGGAGCUAUAAAUCUAUGAUGGGACUUGUAGAUAAGAAGGGAACAUGUAUAAUCUUGGAUUUGGGGUAGCAUGUUCUAGGCCACUAUUUGGUGGGAGAAAGUACUUUUUAUAAUUAGGGGUUCUGUGUACUUAAUAUUUUGUUUCCUAAAAUACCUUGGUUGAGAGCUGACGCAUGAAGUCACUUUGAGAAAUCACCGUUAGGAAUCUGCACAUAAAUCACUGAACCCUC
Phodopus roborovskii (desert hamster) is the source of this 1506-nucleotide messenger RNA. It is a transcript of the gene Cenpo, whose product is annotated as centromere protein O. Gene Ontology annotation, cellular component: Mis6-Sim4 complex; kinetochore. Bases 84 to 983 code for a protein of 299 amino acids. The transcript is spliced from 6 exons. NCBI's taxonomy places the organism in Eukaryota, Metazoa, Chordata, Mammalia, Rodentia, Cricetidae. The record is from RefSeq and is a predicted model, not a curated record.